AUGAGAGUUGCUGAAGUGAAAUUCGUUAGUGGCGCCACUCCCACUUCAUCCAAGAUUGCUAUAGAAGAGACCACAACUACGCAACUGAUUUUGAACUCAAGUCAUCAUCUUCCAAAAAUAAAACUUGGACCGGAUCUCAGAAGCGCCAGAAAACCUAAACAACACAUAAACAAGUUGAAACCACCGGCCCCCUACACACCGCCUACUCCACAUUUACCGACCUUAGAACUAACAAAGCCCUUCCUACCUAUGAUACCAUACAUACACAAACCCACCACUGACGCUCAAAUAAAAACAUUUCUGCUCAACACGGCACUACAAAACGCAUUGUCAGAAUCACUGAACCAUCUAACACAACCACCGGCAAAAAUAUCUGACAAGAAAGAGGAGUUCGUCAGUGAUGAUGGCCAGAGCAGGAAGAGACUACACAAGUGUGACGUGGUUGGUUGUCAUAAGGUGUAUACUAAAAGCUCUCAUUUGAAAGCGCAUAAGAGGACUCAUACUGGUGAAAAGCCCUAUUCAUGUGGUUGGGCAGGCUGCGACUGGCGUUUCGCAAGAUCCGAUGAACUUACACGGCACACGAGAAAACAUACAGGUCAUCGACCCUUCACUUGCCCUUUGUGUAGAAGAUCUUUCGCAAGGUCAGACCACCUGGGACUGCAUAUGAGACGACACUAG
Messenger RNA from Arctia plantaginis, 678 nucleotides. Lineage: Eukaryota; Metazoa; Arthropoda; Insecta; Lepidoptera; Erebidae. The record is from the annotation of a GenBank genome assembly.